Geodia barretti is the source of this 507-nucleotide messenger RNA. The record is from the annotation of a GenBank genome assembly. Lineage: Eukaryota; Metazoa; Porifera; Demospongiae; Tetractinellida; Geodiidae.
CUGGAUCCCCAGCGCGCCGAUACGACCGUGAGCGAUAUUCGGGAACAAAGUGGAAAAGCGAUUGCCAUUUCCUGCGACGUGAGCGACCGGUCCCUGGUGGAAGCGGCGACGGCGCGCACCUUGGACGAAUAUGGCCAAAUAGACAUCCUGAUAAACAACGCGGUCAGCCCCUACCUCACCGGUUCGCUGGAAGAACUGGAUGAUGUGGACUGGGACCGCAAUUUUAACGUCAAAUUGAAGGGGAGCUUUUACUGCCUCCGCGCGGUGGUCCCUCAUAUGAAAGAGCGCCACUACGGCAAGGUGGUCAGCAUGGCCUCCAUAGUGGGCAGGCGCGGCUCGGCGGAACCCAAAUCGGCAGCUUACUCAGCAUCCAAGGCGGGCACCAUUGGCCUGACGGCUAACAUGGCCCGGGAGUUGGGGCCCCUACAAUAUCAACGUCAACACCAUUGCUCCGGGCAGCAUCAACACUCCACGCUGACGGGAAGCACGCGACGAUUAACAAUCUAG